This is a messenger RNA of Daphnia pulex (common water flea), 1486 nucleotides long. It is a transcript of the gene Orc5, whose product is annotated as origin recognition complex subunit 5-like. Gene Ontology annotation, biological process: DNA replication; DNA replication initiation. The transcript is spliced from 5 exons. Lineage: Eukaryota; Metazoa; Arthropoda; Branchiopoda; Diplostraca; Daphniidae. Gene Ontology annotation, molecular function: DNA replication origin binding. The record is from RefSeq and is a predicted model, not a curated record. The coding region runs from base 46 to 1299 and encodes 417 amino acids. Gene Ontology annotation, cellular component: nuclear origin of replication recognition complex; nucleus.
AUUUUUAAGUUUCUUUUGGCGAGUGAAAGAGCUACGAGAAAAACAAUGGAAAUAAAUUCCAUAAAAGAGAAUCUAAAAGCUGAAAUACCUCAUCGAGAACAACAAAUUGAAAUCUUGGCGGAUAUCCUUCAAAGCAAUGCCCUUCCACCUUUCCUGUAUGUAUAUGGCCACACGUCAACCGGAAAAUCGUUAGUAGUCCAACGAGUGAUUGAAUCUGUGGAACAUGUUCAGUAUGCAGCAAUUCACUGCAUUGAAUGCCUCAGUCCACGCUUUCUCUAUGAAUCUGUCCUUGAACAGCUGGGAAGUCAAGAACGAUGUGACAAUGCCAAUGAAUUUGCCAGAUACCUCAAGCAGCUUGGUGAUACCAGACCGAUUUGUAUUGUACUUGAUAAGGCCGAAAGGAUGCGAGACUUGAGUGAUGGAAUGAUCAUCCCAACACUGACCAAAAUCCCAGAGUUUACAGGUCUCAACAUUUGCAUCAUCUUCAUUUCAGAAAUCCCCUUUGAGAAGUUUCGGUGUGGCACUGGAAGUCUCGAUCCCAUACAGAUAUUUUUCCCCCAGUAUAGCAAAGAAGAAAUUCUGGAUCUACUGAUGAAGGAAUGCCGACAACCUGAACAUUCAUCUCUUUACCAGACAUAUCUUUCCAUGAUAUUGGGUGUCUUCCUGGUGGCUUGUCGCGAUUUCUGCGAACUUCGCUACAUAGCCGCGCAGCAUUGGGAAGCCUUUAUGGAGCCCAUCCAUUCGGGCGAAAUCGACAAAACUCAAUCAGUGAAAUUAUGGCGACAUCUUGAACCGAAACUUCGCUCCAGUCUGAACCAAGUUUACGUCCGAGGUCCUGAUGCAUGCGGGACCCAAAUAGGCCUGAAAAUGGAGCUUCCAUUCUUCUCCAAGUUCCUUAUCAUCGCUGCCUAUCUGGCGAGUUACAAUCCGCCCCGUUACGAUCGUCGUUUAUUCGUCAAAGCCAAAGAAGGCAGGAAGAAGAAAGACAAAGGUCUCAAGUCAUUGAAGAAGCAAAAGUUGCACAACGCCGCCCGUUUGAUGGGACCCAAAGUCUUCCCCAUCGAUCGAUUGAUGGCCAUUUUCUAUUCGAUCGUUGAGGAACGAGUUACGCCGUCCCUAAAUAUAUUUGUGCAGAUUUCUACUUUGGUUUCCCUAAAGCUCAUCACACACACGGGAUCAGCGGCCAUGUUUCAAGGAGUUCCGAAAUACCGGUGCAAUGCCGGUUACGAUCUAGUCAGAAGUUUAGCCAGGACGGUGAAUUUCGAGCUGGGACGUUACCUCUACGACACAACUGUUUGAUCUUGCUUUAAAUUGUAGGCAGUAUAUUAUUUCCCUCACUUGAUAACAAAAGAAGAGAAUUAGCCUUGUAUUAUAUUUAUUAAAAUUUUUCUUUUUUUUUCUUCAAGUUUUCUUUAUAAACCCGUGUCCCCGCCCCCUACAUCCUCGAGUAAGAGAUAACAAACAAGUACACACCUCAUUUCUUAAA